Urocitellus parryii (Arctic ground squirrel) is the source of this 780-nucleotide messenger RNA. The record is from RefSeq and is a predicted model, not a curated record. Lineage: Eukaryota; Metazoa; Chordata; Mammalia; Rodentia; Sciuridae.
AUGGGGCACUCUGGGUUGCCCCAGAAUAAAAGUGAGUWUGGCUCUGGUUUCAGCUGCCAAGCCCUGGCCCAGAAUGGAGACUGGGCCUUUCCAGUGGCCAUGGGGCUUCUCUGUCUCCUCAUGUUCUACAGCCUUAUUUCCAUGAAUAUAUCAGACCCAGGCAUCUUGCAUGGAGGCUCUGUUGAGCAGGACCUGGAGGCACCCUAUAUGGCACAGGUGAACAACUAAUCUUUCCCAAUGCCAUGGUGUGCCAAAUGUAAUUUCCACCACCUGCCCCAAACCUUCCACUGUGAGAGUUGCAAGAUCUGUGUGGAGGAAUUCGACCACCACUGCAGGUGGGUAAACAACUGCUUGGGGCACCACAACAUCAGGCUCUACAUGCUGCUCCUCCUCUCAUUGUGCCUCUACCUGGGUGCCAUGCUGGCUAGCUGUGGGGUAUUCUUGUUACAGAAGAGGCACAUGCCCUUCAUGGACAGAGCCAUCAGCAUCAUAGUGGCUGUAUCCGCCACCGGCCUCCUGCUGCCACUCAUCCUGCAGCUGCUCAUCAAGGCCAGAGCUGUGAGCACCGCAAGGCGCCCCUAUGAGACCCAGAGCUGUUCUGAUGUGGAAUCCUCUUUCCUUCUAGUGAAAAAUAGUGUUGAAUAUCAGAGUCUUCAUGUGUGGGCAAUGGGAGAGUUGGGGAUAGACAAAGGUGCUACUGGGACACUUGCCAUUCUUCCAGAAUAUUUGCUGGCUAAAGCUCUUGAAGCUGGAGUGAGACUCAACCUUGUCUGGGAGUAG